Acanthaster planci (crown-of-thorns starfish) is the source of this 3719-nucleotide messenger RNA. RefSeq names its product peroxisomal bifunctional enzyme-like. Gene Ontology annotation, biological process: fatty acid beta-oxidation. NCBI's taxonomy places the organism in Eukaryota, Metazoa, Echinodermata, Asteroidea, Valvatida, Acanthasteridae. Gene Ontology annotation, cellular component: peroxisome. Gene Ontology annotation, molecular function: NAD+ binding; (3S)-3-hydroxyacyl-CoA dehydrogenase (NAD+) activity. The record is from RefSeq and is a predicted model, not a curated record.
GGGCCGGGGGUCACGAUUAAGUCAACUUCCUUCCUUAUCGCUAAAUAAUCAAACAUAUAAUAUGUUGCUAUCAUCGUCGUUGUGGUCCAUAAUAAUUAACGCUGGGGUCACGUCCUUAGGAACGUGUAUAUCUGGCGUUCAGAUAUCGUGUAGCAAUCAGUUCAAGACAAUAAUAAAGUCCUUAGUCGUAUGCUCUUGUGAAGAAAAAAAAAACACUUCACAGUCACCUGUCCAGGUCACUUGCCUUUUGUACUCGUCGUAAGAUUGUAGAAUGCAAACUGACGGCAUUCACUCUACAGUAGGGACACCACCGGGAGAUCGCAAACUUAUAGGUUACGUGUGAAGGUUGGUUUGCUUAGUCCACAACCACGGUAUUCAAAAUGACCCAACUGUCAACUGUAGGAAAUGUUGGGGUGAUAAGAAUGAACUCACCCCCUGUCAAUGCACUAGGAAUUCGCCUCCGAAAGGACAUCAUGGAUUGCUUGAAGAGAGCUGAAAGUGAUCCGUCCAUCCAGGCCAUAGUCCUAUGCAGCGAUUGCGAAAUAUUCUCAGGCGGGGCGGACAUCACAGAGUUCGGCACCCCAAAAGCUGCAGUUGAACCCCACCUGAUCGAAUUACUCCACACCAUCGAAGCAGCUGAGAAGCCUGUAGUGGCUGCGAUCCACGGUGUGGCGCUGGGGGGAGCCCUGGAGCUGUCCCUUGGAUGCCACUAUCGGAUCAUCAAGAAGAAUGGGAGAGUUGGUUUCCCUGAGGUGACCAUCGGUAUCUUACCGGGGGGUACAGGGACACAGCGAUUGCCCCGGGUGGCUGGUGUAGUAGCCGCCCUGGAGAUCAUCACGUCGGGGAAGCCACUUUCUGCCCAAGUGGCCUGUGCUAAGGGAAUCGUCGAUAAGGUUGUGGAAGGUGACAUCGUCAAAGAAGGUAUCGCUUUUGCCCAGUCCGUGGUCGGCAAACCCCUCGGCCCCAGGCGCAUCAGUCAGAUGAAGGUCAAGGCCCCUCCAAACGUUCACCAGGUCUUUGAGGAGUGGAGGGCCAAGCUGAAGAAGUCGUCUCGUGGAGCUAUUGCACCUCUGACAUGCCUGGAGUCCAUCGAAAAUGCUGUCACCUCUCCGAGUUACAGCGAGGGUCUUCGCAAGGAGAAUGAGCUGAUGAUGAUGUUGAUAAUGUCGGAGCAAUCUGCAGCAUUGCGGUAUGCCUUCUUUGCCGAGCGUGUCAUUUCCAGGUGGGAGGUGCCAAGUCGCAAAGUCAGCCACAAGACUGCUAAACCGCUGGCCGUCAAAUCAGCUGCUGUAAUUGGCGGAGGGACAAUGGGAGCUGGUAUUGCCAUGGCCCUGAUAUCCAUUGGUAUCCCAACCUUCAUGAUAGAGCAAGAUGAUAAGUUCCUGCAGCGUGGUGUCGAGACGGUUAAAGGUUAUGUGGGCCAGAAUGUGGUCAAGGGCAGGGUCACCACUGUCCAGGCUCAAAAGCUCCAGUCCCUACUCAAGCCCACAUUGAACUACGCCGACCUGAAGAAUGUGGACAUCGUUAUUGAGGCCGUCUUUGAGAACAUGAAGGUCAAGAAGGAGGUGUUCGGCAAGCUGGACGCCGUCUGCAAGCCAUUGGCCAUCUUGGCCAGCAAUACGUCUGGCCUGAAUAUUGAUGAGAUGGCAUCUGCAACCAAGCGGCCUGAGAGCGUAAUAGGCAUGCACUUCUUUGCUCCUGCCCACAUCAUGAGACUUGUGGAGAACAUCCACGGCAAGCAGACAUCGGCGGUUGCCAUGGCAACUGUCAUGGAGCUGACCAAGAAGAUGGGCAAGGUUGGAGUGCUCGUAGGUAACUGUCCUGGUUUUGUUGGCAACCGAAUGCUUCGUUCAUAUGGUACAGAAGGGAUGUUUCUGCUGGAGGAAGGCUGCCUGCCCUACGAGGUGGACCAGGCCCUCCAAGACUUUGGACUGUCCAUGGGCAUAUUUCAAAUGUCCGACCUCUCCGGAUUGGAUAUUGGGUACACGGCACGUAAAGAGCGUGGAAUAGUUGACACAGAUAGUACCAAGCCAGCCCGAUUCCGAGAGGGGGAGCGAUAUUGUCCCCUGGCAGACAUUCUAGUCGAGAAAGGUCACUUGGGCCAAAAAUCAGGAAAGGGCUAUUAUAACUAUGGUAAGCCGGGCGGUCGCACUCCGCAGCGAGACCCGGAAGUAGAGCAACUCAUCAUAGACUUCUCUAAGAAACACGGCAUCAAACGCAGAAAGAUCUCCGCAGAGGAAAUUAUCGAGCGGUGCCUGUAUCCCCUCAUCAACGAGGGCUUCAAAAUCCUGCAGGAAGGCAUUGCAUCGAAGAUGGAAGAAAUCGACAUCAUAUGGUUGUAUGGCUACGGUUGGCCAAGACACACUGGCGGUCCCAUGUACUAUGCCAAGCAAGUGGGUCUGGAGGUUGUGUAUGAACGCCUCCAGCACUACCAAAAAGAAUUCCCUUACAGCAAGCACUGGCGUCCCGCCGAGCUGCUUCGGAAGAUGGCCACUGAGCCGGACCACAAGCUGUGAAACCCACAGACAAGACAUGCCCCUGAGCAGUUGGAGACCAAAGGAAUAAAGAAAAACCUUGGAAUAUUCCAAAUCAGUCUUGUCAAAGUAUUCUCCAUUCGAUUUGGAAUCUUUAGCUCUGAUAUACAGUAUAUGUGCAUGGCUCGAAAAUGAGUUUUUACAUUUCUGCCUGAUUUUCCUUUGGCGGAUUUCUCCCAAUAGCAAACCACCUUUUAAAGAGAAAAAGUUAAGAUAUGAAUUAUAGUGGGUUAUCUAGAAAUGAUCUCCAUUGUGUGCUUUGUGCAAGGAUAACCUUACAUUUGAAAUUAUGUGCAGGGUGGUCAUAAUUAACUACAGAAAUGGAGAUAGCAGCCUCCUGUUAUACCAAAAUUAAGUGCUGCUUGAAAACCAAGUUAUUGCAUUGUGUUCUCAGCAGCAGGCCAUUACAACUUUUUUGUAAAGUGGUCCUUGUCUCGGAAUGCUUUGUUAGAGAAGCCACGAGACUUUAAAGGUGUGAAUUCAUAAAAAAAAAAUCUUCGAGAACAGAGCUUGUUGCACUUUGCUUAUGACUGCCUAAUUAUUAGAAAUCAUGUUGGUUAUUGUGAAGUGGAGAAAACUUUUGAAUUCAUGGAUUAUCCGAACAAUGUAGUAAGCAUACAAGAUAUACAGGUCAGUUCACUAUUUUGACUUCUGUAGUGGUUUUUGUUGGAGAAAUGGCAUUGAUUUUCACAUUAAGACGGGCAGGUAUGUUUGGCUUGCCGCGAUUACAGCGUUAUAUUUUUAAGUGCAUAGCGAGGGCGCGGCGUUUCUGUAUUUUGCUUUUUUUCAUCUUGUCUUUUAAAACCGAGUAGGUGGGAUUUGACGGACCGUCUCACAGGGAGGUCGUUAUGGUCUGUGAAAGUUUAGGCCCGCCCGUAGUGAUCACAUGGCUUGCUAGAAAGGUAGCAUUUUGGUCGACCAUCUCGAAAAAAUGUUCAUUUUGCACGACCGUGUCGUAUUCCAUUUUAUGUCAAAAGAUUUUUAUUUCAAUUGACUUGAAAAGAUCUGAUGGAGCAUGUCAGCGAUAAUGCAUUUUGAUAUAGGAGAAAAAAAAGUUACUUUUUCAAUCGCCAAGUGUAGCUAUUGUCGUCAUCGGACCAAGUUGCAAAGAAUCGUCCAAAAUAGGUUCAAGCCAGCUUCAGUUAAACGUUUGCAAUGAUCAGGGGCGAUUUUUUUUUCAUAAAA